AUGGAAUCUAGAUUAGGCUGGUUAGCUAGUUUGAACACUGACACCGGUUCUUCCUUGAGAAGAACCGCUAUUAUUGGUACCAUUGGUCCAAAAACCAACAACCCAGAAACUUUGGUUGAGUUGAGAAAAGCUGGUUUAAACAUAGUGAGAAUGAACUUCUCUCAUGGCUCUUACGAAUACCACCAAUCCGUCAUCGAUAACGCUAGAAAGUCUGAAGAACUGUAUCCAGGCAGACCAUUAGGUAUUGCUUUGGACACUAAGGGUCCAGAAAUUAGAACUGGUACUACUGUAGAUGAGGUAGACUACCCAAUCCCACCAAACCACGAGAUGAUAUUUACUACUGACGACAAGUACGCUAAGGCAUGUGACGAUAAAAUUAUGUACUUGGACUACAAGAAUAUCACAAAGGUGAUUGAGAAGGGUAAAAUUAUCUACGUUGAUGACGGUGUGUUGUCCUUUGAAGUUUUGGAAAUUCUUGACGAAAAAACUUUGAAGGUCAAGUCUAUGAACGCUGGUAAGAUCUGUUCUCACAAGGGUGUUAACUUGCCAGGUACUGAUGUCGACUUGCCAGCUUUGUCUGAGAAGGACAAGGCUGACUUGCGUUUUGGUGUAAAGAACGGUGUACACAUGGUGUUUGCUUCAUUUAUUAGAACCGCUGAGGACGUUCAUACCAUCAGAGAGGUUUUGGGUGAAGACGGUAAGGACAUUAAGAUUAUAUGUAAGAUUGAGAACCAACAAGGUGUUAACAACUUCGAUGAAAUUUUGGCAGUUACUGACGGUGUUAUGGUUGCUAGAGGUGACUUGGGUAUUGAAAUUCCAGCUCCACAAGUGUUUGCAGUUCAAAAGAAGUUGAUUGCUAAGUGUAACUUGGCCGGUAUUCCAGUUAUUUGUGCUACUCAAAUGUUGGAAUCCAUGACUUACAACCCAAGACCAACCAGAGCUGAGGUCUCUGAUGUUGGUAAUGCUGUUUUGGAUGGUGCUGACUGUGUCAUGUUGUCCGGUGAAACUGCUAAGGGUAACUACCCAAUCAAUGCUGUCAAGACUAUGGCUGAAACUGCUUUGAUUGCUGAACAAGCUAUCCCAUACAUCCCAACCUACGAUGACAUUAGAAACUUGACUCCAAAGCCAACCUCUACCUCUGAAACUAUUGCUGCUGCUUCUGUUGCUGCUACGUUCGAACAAAGAGCUAAGGCUAUUGUUGUUUUGUCCACUUCCGGUCACACUCCAAGAUUGGUUGCUAAGUACAAGCCAAAUGUUCCAAUCAUCAUGGUCACCAGAAACCCAAGAGCUGCCAGGUUCUGUCACUUGCAUAGAGGUGUCUUCCCAUUCGUGUACGAAAAGGCUUCUAACGGUGAAUGGACUGAAGAUGUUGAAGCUAGAUUGAACUUCGGUAUUGAACAAGCUAAGCAAAUGGGUAUUAUUUCUAAGGAUGACACCAUUGUCACCAUCCAAGGUUUCGCUUCUGGUGUUGGCCACUCCAACACUUUGAGAGUUUUGACCGUUUAA
Molecule: messenger RNA, 1506 nt
Organism: Eremothecium sinecaudum
Lineage: Eukaryota; Fungi; Ascomycota; Saccharomycetes; Saccharomycetales; Saccharomycetaceae
Product: pyruvate kinase
Exons: 1
Coding region: 1-1506 (501 amino acids)
Biological process (GO): glycolytic process
Cellular component (GO): cytoplasm
Molecular function (GO): pyruvate kinase activity; potassium ion binding; magnesium ion binding
Source: RefSeq, a predicted model, not a curated record